This is a messenger RNA of Hevea brasiliensis (rubber tree), 1559 nucleotides long. RefSeq lists its product as uncharacterized. The record is from RefSeq and is a predicted model, not a curated record. The coding region runs from base 321 to 1337 and encodes 338 amino acids. Gene Ontology annotation, cellular component: membrane. The transcript is spliced from 12 exons. Lineage: Eukaryota; Viridiplantae; Streptophyta; Magnoliopsida; Malpighiales; Euphorbiaceae.
GUUAUAGUACAUGGAAUCUUCUUCCCGUGACAGAUUUUGAGUGUAAUAAUUUACAUAUUAGUUGGAGAAAUGAUGUGAAACCCUUUCCCAUUGUAUGCUGUUUGUGAUGAAGAGUAGUGCUGGUUAAGGUGUAAUGGAGAGGAGGUACAAGCAGCAAAAACGAGAGGCAUGCAGCUAUACUCAAGGACUCCUCGUGUUUUAGCCAAUUCAGAAAUGGCUGCAAUCCCUGGAUAGCCAGAUAUGUUUACGCCUUGAUCUUUCUCUUUGCCAAUCUUCUAGCGUGGGCUGCUCGAGACUAUGGCCAUGUUGCUUUGUCAGAAAUGGAAAAUGCAGGACUGAGGAUCUGUGCUGGUAAAUCUAGCUUCUUGGGUGCUGAAGGAGUCCUGCGUGUAAGCUUGGGAUGCUUUGUAUUUUUCAUGAUAAUGUUUGUUUCAACUGUUCGUACCUCAAAGUUACACGAUCCAAGAGAUUCAUGGCAUUCUGGAUGGUGGUUUGCAAAGAUAGUGCUGUGGAUUGCAUUGACAAUCAUUACCUUCUUGAUUCCUUCUGCAUUUAUAAGGCUUUAUGGAGAAAUUGCGCAUCUUGGUGCUGGGGUCUUUCUCCUGAUUCAGCUAAUAAGUGUCAUCAGUUUUAUGACAUGGCUGAAUGAUUGUUGUACAUCUAACGAAAGUGAAGAAAGAUGCCACAUCCAUGUGAUACUAAUUGCAACAAUUGCAUAUGUUAUAUGCAUAGUGGGGAUCAUUCUGAUGUACGUUUGGUAUGCACCAGAGCCAUCUUGCCUCCUUAACAUUUUCUUCAUCACCUGGACACUGGUACUCCUACAGCUCAUGACAAGCAUCUCUCUUCACCCUAAAGUAAAUGCUGGCUUCUUGGCUCCAGGUCUUAUGGGCCUUUAUGUGGUGUUUCUCUGCUGGUGCGCCAUUAGAAGUGAACCAACCGGUGAAAGUUGCAUCAAGAAGGCUGAAGCUUCAAAGAGAACAGACUGGCUUACCAUUAUAAGCUUUCUUGUCGCAUUACUUGCAAUUGUUAUUGCAACAUUUUCUACUGGUAUUGAUUCACAAUGCUUUCAGUUCAUGAAGGGUGAAAAGAAAACUGAGGAUGAUGUUCCAUAUGGUUGUGGCUUCUUCCACUUCGUCUUCGCCACGGGAGCAAUGUACUUUGCUAUGCUGUUGAUCGGCUGGAACACUCAUCAUGCCAUUCAGAAGUGGACAAUUGAUGUAGGUUGGACAAGCACAUGGGUCAGAGUAGUGAAUGAAUGGUUGGCAGUUUGUGUAUACUUGUGGAUGGUGGUAGCUCCAAUCAUCCUGAAGUGCAGACAAAAUGCAGAAGCCACUUAGAAUUCUAUUCUAAAAUCUCCGACUCAUUUUGCGAUUGCUUCAAUAAUCUGCUGUGCUGGGUAUUCAAAACAGUUGCAGACACAAGUCGUUGCAGCAUACUUGAAAGACAGUGGAAGAUGAAUAUAAUUCAAUUUACUUGGGAAUCAAAAUUAAUGCAAAUCGUGUUGGGUAUUUAAUAAACGUAAAAACAGUGGAAAUAAUAAACUGAAAAUUUUAAUUCUA